AUGCCCAAGUCCUACUUCGCAACGUCUAGUCGUGAUUGUUCCCCGGAUGGCCCUAUUGCCUUGGGGAGCAUUCUUGUCGACCCACGUGAUCCUGAAGCGCCGCUCAGCGACAGACCCAUUCCCAUUGACACCGAGACAGUCCAGAGCCACGACCAGUACGACGUACAGAUAAACUUAGCGAAUAUUGAUCGAGCGAGUGCUGGGCUCUUUGCCAAGAUUUUCCACAGUACCGGACUUGUUCUGUCUGGAAGCAGCAGCACUCGCGUACAGUCCUCUGCGAGCAUCCAAAGACUUCAGACAUUGUCCUUUGAACCUUCUGAUGACUACAUGAAAAAGAGUCUAUCUGUGCCCAAGGUGCAACAGUAUCUUGCCCGCUAUCAUAUGCGGAAGCGCGUCUUUGUCAUCACUGGAGUCAAGGUCGCGUUCGGUGCAAAGGUCAUGGACACUGAGAGUCACCACGGGAACGUCGAUGCAUCUGUUGGGCUGGACGGUGAUGCAAUCGGCAUUGAGAACGACAGCACUCAGCAUGAGGAGGCUAUUUUCAUGUCUAUUGAUGAUGAAGACGUAACCGGGGAGGACUUGGAGUAUGACUCAAUUUCGGUGCCAGAAUACGGAGUCAUUGUUGAUAAACAGGGAGAGGACACCAAGACUGGUCAAGAAGAGAGUUGCGAGUUGAUUAUUAUUAAAUAG
Messenger RNA from Fusarium venenatum, 690 nucleotides. The record is from RefSeq and is a predicted model, not a curated record. Lineage: Eukaryota; Fungi; Ascomycota; Sordariomycetes; Hypocreales; Nectriaceae.